AUGACGCUGCUUUGCAGAGCCAAGGCCAUGGGCUGGCUCCCAGCGCUUCUUGUCGCGACUCUCGCACACGCCCAGGGCCAGACUCCAAGCGCGCCUGCUGCCUUCGACCCUCUGCAGUACGUCGACCAGCUCAUCGGCGCAAGCAAUGGCGGCAACGUCUUCCCAGGCGCGACCGUGCCGUACGGCGUGGCCAAGGCGGUCGCCGACACGGACAGCGGCAGCAACCAGGGUGGCUUCACGCUCGACGGCGCUGCCGUCACCGGUUUCAGCGCCUUGCACGACUCGGGAACCGGCGGCGAGCCGUCUCUGGGAAACUUCCCGCUCUUUGGCUACAAUGCUUGCGCGGACGACGACGUCAAUCGGUGCGCGUUCCCGAAGCGCACGAGGGCCAGGUUCGGCCACUUCGGGAAUGACACGGUCAAGGCGAAACCCGGAUACUUUGCGAUAGCACUCAACAACGGACCGCGUGUCGAGAUGACGGCCACUCAUCACACUGCUCUGUUCCGCUUUAACUUUUCCAAAAGCGACCAGGGGCAGAAGCCACUCAUCUUGCAAGACUUGACCGACCUAUCCAACUCUCGUCAGGACAAUGCUACUGUUCACGUCGACGAAACCUCCGGUCGCAUUACAGGCGACGGCGUGUUCGCCCCCAGCUUUGGUCAAGGCCGCUAUACAGCGUACUUUUGUACGGACUUCCACGGGGCGGCGAUCGCUGACAGCGGCAUCUUUGUCGACAGCCGCGCGAGCACCGAGGUGAAGGACCUCAAGAUUUCCAAGGGCAUCAACGGCUACCCCCUGCCUGGCGGUGCCUUUGUGCGCUUCGCCAAUGCAGACAACCCCGUCCUUGUUCGGGUGGGCCUCAGCUUCAUCAGUAAGGAGCAGGCAUGCUCCAACGCUGAAAAGGAGGUUCCCGACUUCGACUUUGACAAGCAUACGAAAGACGCGACCGACGCGUGGCGGGAGAAGCUGUCGCCGAUUGUCGUCGACACCAAGGGCGUCAAUGCCUCCUUCAUCACCAACUUUUACUCUGGCUUCUACCGUACCAUGGUCAACCCACAGAACUACACCGGGGAGAAUCCUCUUUGGGGCGGCAGUGAGCCGUACUUUGACUCGUUCUACUGCAUCUGGGACUUGUUCCGUUCUCAGUUCCCUUUCCUUACCCUUGUCGACCCUGACGCGGUCGAGCAAAUGGUCCGCUCCCUCAUCUCGACGUACGAGCACGACGGCUGGUUGCCCGACUGUCGAAUGAGCCUCAACAGAGGAUACACACAAGGUGGAUCCAAUGCGGACAACGUGCUUGCCGACGUUUUCCUAAAGGGCAUCAAGGGAGGGAUUGAUUGGAACAAGGGGUACGAGGCGGUCAAGAAGGACGCCGAAGUCGAACCAUAUGACUGGUGCUGCCACGGCCGCGGUGGAAUUGACUCCUGGAAAAAACUCGGAUACAUCCCUGUACAGGAUUUCGACUUCCGUGGCUUCGGAACCAUGACGCGCAGCAUCAGCCGGACCUUGGAGUAUGCGUAUAACGACUUUUGCAUUUCGCAGCUUGCCGGCGGCCUCGGCAAGAGAGGCGAACAGGAAAAGUACAUUGCUUCCAGCGGCAAUUGGAAGAACCUGUACCGAGAGGACCAGACCUCAGCCUACCCCAACGGCACUGACACGGGGUUCACCGGCUUCUUCCAGCCCAGGUACCUGAACCAGACAUGGGGCUACCAGAAUCCGCUCAACUGCAGCAACAUUGACGACAAGAGCGUCUGCUCGCUUCAGAACAAUGGCCCGGAGACUUUUGAGAGUAGCAUUUGGGAGUACGGCUUCUUCGUGCCACACGCCCAAGCGGAGCUUAUCGACCUGUACGGUGGAUCCGACGGCUUCGUGCGCCGGUUGGACUACCUUCACGACCAUGGCAUCACCUACAUCGGCAAUGAGCCGGCCUUCCUCACCGUCUUCCAGUACCACUACGCUGGGCGCCCUGCGCUCUCGGCACUGCGGAGCCACUUCUACAUUCCCAAGUUCUUCGAACCAACGCCCCCCGGGCUGCCUGGCAACGAUGACAGCGGUGCCAUGGGGUCGUUCCUCGCCUUCAGCAUGAUGGGCCUAUUCCCCAACCCUGGCCAGAACGUGUACCUGAUCAUACCGCCGUACUUUGAGAGCGUCAACAUCACGCAUCCCACUACGGGGAAAACAGCCAGGAUCCGCAACGUCAACUUUGACCCGACAUACAAGAACGUCUACAUCCAGAAGGCGACUUUGAACGGCAAGCGCUACGACAAGAAUUGGGUCGACCACUCCUUCUUCACGGAGGGCAAGGAGCUCGUGCUCACUCUUGGAAGCAAGGAGAGCAAAUGGGGAACAACCGUCCGGGACAGACCGCCCACUCUGGGACGGUACUCCGAGACCAAUGGCGCACGAUCAGCCAGAGACGUGGAAACUGGCGUCGCUGGCGGUUCUUUGGCCUACCGGAGCUACUUUGGCCCUGGAGGAAGCAGUAGCUAG
This is a messenger RNA of Purpureocillium lilacinum, 2490 nucleotides long. RefSeq lists its product as uncharacterized. Gene Ontology annotation, molecular function: carbohydrate binding; peptide-N4-(N-acetyl-beta-glucosaminyl)asparagine amidase activity. Gene Ontology annotation, cellular component: nucleus; cytosol. Gene Ontology annotation, biological process: carbohydrate metabolic process; protein quality control for misfolded or incompletely synthesized proteins; glycoprotein catabolic process. NCBI's taxonomy places the organism in Eukaryota, Fungi, Ascomycota, Sordariomycetes, Hypocreales, Ophiocordycipitaceae. The record is from RefSeq and is a predicted model, not a curated record.